AUGGAGGCGCUGAAUGGCCCCGCGGGUGGCGGCGCCUCGGACCCGAAGCCGCCUAGCCAACACCACCGCCACCACCACCUCCACCCACUGGCUGAGAGGAAGCGGCUGCACCGCGCACCCUCACCCGCCAGACCUUUCCUCAAGGACCUGCUAGUACGAACCGCGGCGCCGGGUCCGGCUACCCCCUCCUCGUCUCGGGCCCCGACACCAGCCGCCCCGCGUUCGCCCAGUCUCGCGGGCAAGGCGCCGUCCUCACCCGGGUCCCUGGUCGCUCCCGGCCGCUUGUCCCGGCGCGGCGGCAGCACCCCCGGCGCGAAAGACAAGCCACCAGCGGGCGCCGGGGCCAGAGUGGCGGGCGCCGCCAAGGCCGCCCCGGGCCCCAGGAGGGCGGCACGCUUGGCGCCUGCCGAAACGCUGUCCCGGCCCGGGAAGCCGCCACCGCUCGGAUCCGAGCUGUCGCCAGCCGCCAAAGGCCGCAAGGCCCGGCGCGGCUCCGGUCUCCCCAGCGUGACUCCAACCGCUGGGCCCCGGCCGCCUGCCACCCGGCUCCCCGCCGUGACCGUAGCGGUGGUCUCGGCGGCCGCAGGCGGCUUGCGCAUCAGCCCCACCGAUAGCAGCUCCGACCUUUCCGAUUGCCCUUCCGAGCCCCUAUCUGACGAGCAGCGCCCGCUCCCCGCUGUCAGCAGCGACGCCGAGUCCGGCACGGGUUCCAGCGACCGGGAGCCCCAGAGAGGAGCCCUCGCUUCCAGUCCCGCAGCACGGGGCGCGCCGCCGGGCAGCCCCGAGUGCACAGCACUCCUUACCGCGCCUUUGGCGGCCAGUAGCAGACCUGGGGGCCGAAGCAGCCCAGGCGGGGUCUCCGCGGGGUCCUCGGGGUCCGGCGCGACCGAUGAUGCUGGGAGCCGCGCGCCACCAGAACGAGCGGCCCCCGGAAGGGCGGACGGGAGUGGUAGGACCCCAAAGGAGCCCGGUCCUCAAGAGCAGUCCCGGCUGGCGGCGGCGGAGCUGCUGCGGGAGAUGGACGAGCUGCGCUCCGAGAACGACUAUCUCAAGGAUGAGGUGGAUGAACUCCGUGCAGAAAUGGAGGAGAUGAGGGACAGUUACUUAGAAGAAGAUGUUUACCAGCUGCAGGAACUUCGGCGAGAACUGGAUCGUGCAAAUAAAAACUGUCGAAUUCUGCAAUACCGUCUCAGGAAAGCAGAGCAGAAGAGCCUGAAGGUGGCUCAGAAUGGAGAGGUGGAUGGAGAGCUGAUCCGGAGUUUGGAGCAGGAUUUAAAGGUAGCCAAAGAUGUCUCUGUCAGAUUGCACCAUGAACUUGAAACUGUGGAGGAAAAACGUGCUAAAGCUGAAGAUGAAAAUGAAACCCUCCGACAGCAGAUGAUUGAAGUAGAAAUAUCCAAGCAAGCCCUUCAGAAUGAACUGGAGAGACUAAGAGAGAGUUCCCUGAAAAGAAGAGGCAGUCGGGAAACGCACAAAGAAAAGAAAACAUUGAACCAGGACGACAGUGCUGAUCUGAAGUGCCAGCUGCAGUUUGCCAAAGAGGAAGCCUCCCUGAUGCGUAAAAAGAUGGCCAAGCUAGGAAGGGAGAAGGAUGAACUAGAGCAGGAGCUCCAAAAGUACAAGUCCCUCUAUGGCGAUGUGGACAGCCCCCUCCCAACCGGGGAGGCAGGUGGUCCACCCAGUACCAGAGAGGCCGAGCUGAAACUGCGGCUCAAGUUGGUGGAGGAGGAAGCGAACAUCUUGGGCCGCAAGAUUGUCGAGCUGGAAGUGGAGAACAGAGGCCUCAAAGCAGAGAUGGAGGACAUGAGGGGCCAGUAUGAACGUGAGUGUGCAAGCAGGGACCACCCCCCAAGCAUUCCUACCUCACCCUUCACUGACUCCGCAGAGUCCUCCUCAGAGCUCCGCCGGCACCUCCAGUUUGUGGAGGAAGAAGCAGAGCUCCUCAGGAGGUCCAUCUCCGAGGUGGAGGACCACAACCGGCAGCUGACCCAUGAGCUAAGCAAGUUCAAGUUUGAGCCACGGCCGGAGCAGAGAUGGCUGGAGGAGCGUGAGGGCCUGGAGAGUGGCUCAGGCCUUCCCCUGCAGGAGGAACUCAAGUCUGCACGGAUGCAGAUCAGCGAGUUGAGUGGGAAGGUGCUGAAGCUACAGUAUGAGAACCGGGUGCUGCUAUCCAGCGUGCAGCGCUACGACCUGGCCACACAUCUGGGACUGCGCGUCCCAAGCCCCCGUGACAGUGAUGCUGAGAGCGACAUGGGCAAGAAGGAGAGUGAUGGGGAGGAAGGCCGGCUGUCCCAGCCCAAGAGGGAAGGCCCCAUUGGUGGUGAGAGUGAUUCAGAGGAGGCAUUUGAGAAGACUUCGGGCUUUGGGAGCGGUAAGCCCUCGGAGGCCAGCGAGCCAUGUCCCACCAUGCGGACCCAUGAGGCCUCUGAGUGCCUGGCGAACAUAAAGCAGGAGGCAGAGCAGCUUGGGCGCACAGUGGAGCGCCUCAUCACUGACACGGACAGCCUCCUCUACGAGGCCAAGCUGCGUGCCACUGAGCCUGGGGUCCAGGGUGGCUGGGAGGAGCCCGAGGUGCUGGGUACCAUUAACUCUAAGAUGAAGGCUUUUCAGAAGGAGCUUCAGGCCUUCCUGGAGCAGGUGAACCAGAUUGGGGAUGGACUGAGGGAGCACCUGGAGAAUCUGGCUCCCCUUCCCCAUCUCACUGAGUCUUCCAGCUUCCUCUCCACUGUGACCUCCAUGUCCAGGGACUCCCCCAUUGGGAACCUGGGGAAGGAGCUGGUUGCAGACUUGCAGUCCAAACUGAGAGAUCAGAUGGAGUGGCAGCUUGGCCAGGACCACGGGGAGGAGCAAGGGGACCUGCGCCUUCGAGCUGGUCCCGAGCUGCUGCGAAGAGCAGAUGGGGAUGCCAGCCGUUUCAGGCCUGCAGACAAGAACUGUCUCAAUGUAGAGAUGGAAGAGGAACACCUCUAUGCCUUGCGGUGGAAAGAGCUGGAAGUGCACAGCCUAGCUUUGCAAAACACCCUCCAUGCUCGGAGCUGGAGUGAUGAGAAGAAUCUGAUGCAGCAGGAGCUCCGGUUCUUGAAGCAGAACAUUUUCCUCUUCUACGUCAAGCUCAGGUGGCUGCUGAAACACUGGCGGCAAGGAAAACACAUAGAAGAGGAAGGAGAGGAUCUCACUGAGGGUGAACAUCCAGAGAACCUCCCUGAGCUUGCUGAACUGGGAGUCCAGGAAGACCAUAAGGGCGGUGGGCCAGAUGGUGAAGGUGAUGAUCGGGGUCUCGGUUUUACAAUGGGGGAGUAUUCCCAACACUGUCCGGUGGAGAUCGGCGCUCGUGGAUUGCGGCUUCAGAACACAGAUGUGGGACAACACCAAAAACAGGUAACGGAGCACCAGCAGCUGUUCAGUGCCCUCCGGGCCUUGCUGGAGGAAUUCCGUGUGGAGCUGAGGGCAGAUGAGCGGGCUCGGCUGCGGCUGCAGCAGGAGUAUGCCAAUGACAAGGCUGCCUGGGACGUGGAGUGGGCCAUGCUCAAAUGCCGCCUGGAACAGAUGGAAGAGAAGACUGAGAAGAAGACUGAGGAGCCAGCUCCUCCCACGGACAGUAAAGGGGCAUUUCGGAAGGAGAGAGAGGCGCACAAGAAGCUCCUUGCUGACAGUCAUGGCCUAGUCAUGGACCUGCGCUGGCAGAUCCAUCACAGUGAGAAGAACUGGAGCCGGGAGAAGGUGGAGCUUCUCGACCGCCUGGACAGAGAUCGGCAGGAAUGGGAACGACAGAAAAAGGAACUUCUGUGGAGAAUAGAACAGUUACAGAAAGAAAACAGUCCCCGGAGAAGUGGCAGUUUCCUCUGUGACCAAAACGAAGGCAGCCCCUGUCCCUUCCCCCACCAGGGAGGCCUCCAUGUGCCUCGCGCCGUGGGAAUGUGGCCCUGCUCUGACAUGGAAUCCAUCCCCUUUGAAGACCAGCCACUGUCCAAGCUGAAAGAGUCGGAUAGAUGCUCAGCCAGCGAGAACCUUUAUCUGGACGCCCUGGAUGAGGACUCCGAGGAGCCUCCGCCACGAAGGCUGGAUCGGGAGUUCAGGAACUGCCUCCCAGAGGAAGAAGAAAACCACAAAGGAAAUCUUCAAAGGGCUGUGUCUGUGACCUCCAUGUCUGAGUUCCAGCGUCUGAUGGACAUCUCUCCCUUCCUACCUGAUCAGGGGCUGCCUUCCAUGGGCAGCAAAGAGGACAUCACCCCUCCCUUAUCUCCUGAUGACCUCAAGUACAUCGAGGAGUUCAACAACAAGGCCUGGGACUACAGCCCUCCCAGGGAACACACUGGAGUGGGACUGAGGAGACCCCCAGACCCUUGGGCAGACAGGACUGAAGUGGGGCAGGCUGGGGCCGACGUUGCAGUGGAUCCGUUACCAGACUCUUCAUGGUACCUCACCACUAGUGUCACCAUGACCACGGACACUAUGACCCACCCUGAGCACUGCCCGAAGCAGCCGCUGCGCAGCCAUGUGGUAGCAGAGAGGUCAGGCAUGCGCGUGCUUCACAGCCCACCUGCCGUGCGCAGGUUCGAGAGUGUGGUCACAGCCCUGGGCAAUGAGGAGCAGAGUCCAGGGGACCCUGAGUUCCCAUUCCCCACAGGCAGAGCCAGAGGAGGCAUAGGGGAAGCCAAGGGGAAGCCAGCAGAGCAUGUAUUUGGCAGGUGGCCUUAUGACUUGCCCAGACUUCCCCGGGACUACAGGGAUGGCAGGCUCUGCUCUCUCGAGGGCCCCAUCUGCACCUCCCUGGGAUUUGCCUCCCCCCUGCACAGCCUGGAGAUGUCCAAGAACAUGAGUGAUGACAUGAAGGAGGUGGCCUUCUCCGUCAGGAGUACCAUCUGCCCAGCAGAGCCUCAGGUCAAGGACACUGCCUGCCAGACCAAUGGGUCCCGGACAACUGGGACACAGACCACCCAGACCCUGAGUGUCGGCCUGCAGACUGAAGCCCUGCGUGGGGGUGUCACCAGCAGCCCUCACAGGUGUCUCACACCCAAGGCCGGGGGUGGCACCACACCUGUGUCCUCACCUUCCCGCACUCUGAGGAGCAGGCAGGUGGCACCUGCCAUCGAGAAGGUGCAGGCCAAGUUUGAACGCACAUGCUGCUCCCCCAAAUAUGGCUCCCCCAAGCUGCAGAGAAAGCCCCUCCCCAAAACUGACCAGCCAAAUAACAGGACCUCGGCAGGGACACCCCAAAAGGGCUGUAGCGAGUCAGCCUGGGCCCGCUCCACCACCACAAGGGAGAGCCCUGUACACACGACCAUCAAUGAUGGCCUCUCCAGUCUCUUCAACAUCAUUGACCACAGCCCCCUGGCACAGGACCCCUUCCAAAAGGGGGUGCGGGCUGGAAACCAGUCCCGCUCAGUGGAGCCCCGACCAGAUGUGGGCCAGGAAACUGGCACCAGCUCCCGGGGGCAGUCACCCAGCCCUCUUGGUGUUGGAACAGAGACAUUCAGGGAAGAAGGGGGAGAGAGUACGCCAGUGAGGCAGGACCUAUCCGCUCCCCCUGGCCACACACUCACAGAGAAUGCCGCUCGAAUCCUCAAUAAGAAGUUGCUGGAGCAUGCCUUAAAGGAGGAGAGGAGACAGGCCGCCCACAGCCCCCCAAGUCUGAACAGUGAUGGCCACACAGGGGAGAUGGGCAAAGCUGAACCAGGGUCCAUCGAGAACCAUACUGUCUUACUAACUGCCCCCUGGGGACUCUAG
Molecule: messenger RNA, 5727 nt
Organism: Chrysochloris asiatica (Cape golden mole)
Lineage: Eukaryota; Metazoa; Chordata; Mammalia; Afrosoricida; Chrysochloridae
Gene: SOGA2
Product: SOGA family member 2
Exons: 14
Coding region: 1-5727 (1908 amino acids)
Biological process (GO): establishment or maintenance of epithelial cell apical/basal polarity; regulation of autophagy; microtubule bundle formation
Cellular component (GO): microtubule bundle; spindle pole; apicolateral plasma membrane
Molecular function (GO): microtubule binding
Source: RefSeq, a predicted model, not a curated record